UUUAUUUUGAUCUAUCAUGUUCAUAUGAUUAACCAAUAAUUAAAAAGUUAUAUCAAUCCCAUUUUUCUUUUUCUCUCUGCCAUCCCACUUUAAAGGUUCUUCAAAGGUUCCAUCUGAAUUUCUUUUCAGCUAAAUGCUUGGGUUGUGUUUCCAACAAAAAUUCAAGAAAAUGAAACCCAUCAUUUUGCUUUCACCAUAAAACUUCCUCUGUUUUUCUUUUUUUUGUUCUUCAUUUUCAGUGAUCAUGAAGAGAUUUAGCCACUCAGAUUCCUUAGAUUCUUUCAUCUCCUUCUUCUCUCCUAAAGAUCAGCAACAAAAUUCCAAAGGCAUAGGUGGUUACAGCAAGGAGUUUCAAGCAAUGUUAGACAGUUUAGAGGAAGAAGACAACAGUGAAGACGGGGGGAGCAGUGGGGGUUCGGCACCGGAGAGGAAACGUCGGCUGAAAUUGGAUCAAGUGAAGGGUUUAGAGAGACAUUUUGAAGUGGAAAACAAACUUGAACCAGACAGAAAAAUGAAGAUCGCAGCUGAAUUAGAACUUGAACCAAGACAAGUUACAAUUUGGUUUCAAAAUCGAAGAGCUCGGUGGAAAACCAAGCAAUUAGAGAAAGAUUAUGAAGUUCUUAAACUAAACUAUGAUGCUCUUAAACUUGAUUAUGAUGUUCUUGAAAAAGAAAAUGCUUCUCUUGCUUCAAAGGUGAAAGAGUUGAGGGAGAAAGUAAACAGAGAAAUGAAAAAAGGGUCAAUGGAGAAAGAUUCAAACAGAGAUGGGAAUUCAUAUAUUUCAAUGUUGAAUAGUAAUAAUCAAUUCCAAUUUACAAAGGCUAUGAAUGAGGAUCAAAGUUUGGUUAAUUUCUGUUCUGUUGAUCAAGCUCCUUCUCUCCAUUACUGGUAAAAACAACCAUAUGACCAAUGUUCUUCCAUCUUAUAACUUUUUUAUUUCUUGAUCUUCAUUUUGGUUCUUACUUUUGCUUCUUUCUUGUUUAAGAGUAAUGGAUAUAAAUGUAAGUCUCAUGCUAAUGAAAUGUAUAGUUAAGAUCAAUAGUGUUUGUUCAUUUGGUGUUGAAGAUAUAUGUUUAGUUUAAAUCUUAAAAGGAAAAGAAUCUUAACGACAAUAAUGUUAUGCCGUUAAGAUUAACAGUUGAGUCCAUCUUAAUUAUGAUUUUAGAAUUUAGUAAGAUGCACAAGAUUGAUGUA
Molecule: messenger RNA, 1194 nt
Organism: Cucumis sativus (cucumber)
Lineage: Eukaryota; Viridiplantae; Streptophyta; Magnoliopsida; Cucurbitales; Cucurbitaceae
Product: homeobox-leucine zipper protein ATHB-6
Exons: 3
Coding region: 245-892 (215 amino acids)
Biological process (GO): positive regulation of DNA-templated transcription
Cellular component (GO): nucleus
Molecular function (GO): sequence-specific DNA binding; DNA-binding transcription factor activity, RNA polymerase II-specific
Source: RefSeq, a predicted model, not a curated record